Molecule: messenger RNA, 2087 nt
Organism: Morone saxatilis (striped sea-bass)
Lineage: Eukaryota; Metazoa; Chordata; Actinopteri; Moronidae
Gene: etaa1
Product: ETAA1 activator of ATR kinase
Exons: 6
Coding region: 141-2087 (648 amino acids)
Source: RefSeq, a predicted model, not a curated record
AGGAAUUCUGGGAACUACAAGAUGGCGGGAUCUUCAAAAGCUCUGCAGAGAAACCGAAAUGAGAUCAAAAUAAAGAGAAAAUAACAAAGUUCAGCUCCGCGUUAACCGUUGGAACCGUUAACGGGCCGCCGCCGGUAACCAUGCACCGAGUCCCCCGGAGGUUCGACCCUCCGCCCGGCCCGACCGCCGCCUGCAGACACAACCGACUGAGCAGAAGUUUCCGGCAGACUCAGCAGACAGCGGCGGAGGUCAGCUCUCCACAGAGCCAACAACCGGAGUUUAAGACCCCGACCAGAGUCCCGAGAUCCAGAGCGGGUCCUGGUUUCAGCGCCGAGUCUCCGCACAACGACUCCGACUUUCAGCAGGACAUCAUCUGGGACGCCACCUCUCCUUCGCCCAACAGACUCGGUAAAAGAGGCAAGAAGCAGCGGGCUGGAGUUGUGGACAUCUCAGAGAUCGUUAACAGGAUCGCUCCAAAGCACGGCCGGCCGAAGGUUGCAGAGCCGACUUUGCAGCAGUGGAUCGGAGACAGCGCCGCCAUCCCCUGCACGCCGGAUGUUCAGGUUCCCAAACCCAAGAAGAAAUCCCCGAGGCCCAACGGAGUGGAUGACCUGCUGAAACUCGCCAAACAGUUUGACUUCAACAUGUUUCACCAGGAUGAAGAAGAGGUGGAGGACGUGCACCAGCAGAGUCUGGAGCUCCUGUCAGACGACAUCUUGGAUUCGGACUUUUCACCUUCGCUUCCUGGAAACCGCCAACCAGCGGUGAACACCGCGGCCGACACAGACCCGGAUCAGCAUAUGGAGGACGAUCUGGAGUUUCUGUUUGACGGGCCGACCCAACACGUGAGCGGGGAUCUGAGUCAGGUGUCGUCGGCUCAACCGUCUCCCAGAGAGGCUUCUGGGAAACCUUCCUCACGCGGCUCCACCUCUGGUGUUUCUACGACAAACACUAAAGGCGCCGCGGCGAACGACGAGUUUGAGGACGAUUGGGAAAACGACGACUUGCUAAAUGACUCUCUGGUGUUGGAGAUGACCCAGAAUCCACAGAACUUCACGGCUCCGAGUCACUGCUCGACCCAGAAACCUGCCGGCGAAACAAAACAUCAAAGGGAAAGUCCAGCAGAUGUUCCUGUUAGUGGAGGUGUCGGCCAAUCAGCUGCUUCCAAGGUGGAGAAGGACAAUGUGAGACAAAGAACGAGUUUCAAACUGGAGUCUAAUUCUGAUUUCUCCGCCAAAAAAAUCCAGACAGACACACGGACAAACCUGAAGGUGGAUUACAGCUCGGAAACAGCACUUAAAGACACUCAUCAGAGCAGGUUUUCAUCCGGUACCGGUGCUUCGGUCAGUGCCGGGUCUCAGCGUACCUGGCAGACGUCACACACAGCGGCGCCGGGCUCACAGAAACCGUUUCAUCAAAAGACUUCAGCUGGAAGCUCCAACCCGUCAAACACAGCAGCUACCAAACCCCUUCAGAGCUUUCCACAGAGACCUGCGGUACUUCUGACCCACUGUCAGCCGCCCGCUGUCUCCGACCUCCUGGACGAGGACCUGGACUCUUUCUUCUCGUCCGACCCGGUCUGGGACGACCCGGCUGACGACGACCUGCUGUGUGAGCUGUGUGAGGACUUGGAGAACCAGAUCCAGAGCGCGGAGAACGUUAAAACCACUAAUCAGACUCUUCCUGUGGGUCAGAACCAGAGAGCGGCUCUGCAACCGGCCAGCAGAACCUGGGACAACAGGAACCAAUCAGCCAAUCAGCAACCGGUUCCUCAAAAACAGACGCCAACCGCGCUCCCCUGUGCUCCGGCUGCUGGUUUCACCUCUAACAGCAGGAACACAGUGACGGGUUCUUUCAGGUUCACUCAGGCAAGAAACGCUUCAGAACCCAUGAUCAGUUCAGCAUGGGUCCAGGGGAGCGGCCGGGUCCAGGGGAGCGGCCCGGGGAGCGGCCCGGUCCAGGGAAACACCCGCAAAGACCAGUUCACCUUCAAGAAGCCAAACAACCCGGUUUCUACAGCGGCCAGUAAAGGUAAGAACUCCUUCACACAGAGAACCAACACAGCUGCCUUCACGUAUUCAAACUGA